Messenger RNA from Sycon ciliatum, 3662 nucleotides. Its product is annotated as nuclear cap-binding protein subunit 1-like. NCBI's taxonomy places the organism in Eukaryota, Metazoa, Porifera, Calcarea, Leucosolenida, Sycettidae. Gene Ontology annotation, cellular component: nuclear cap binding complex; nucleus. The transcript has 28 exons. Gene Ontology annotation, biological process: nuclear-transcribed mRNA catabolic process, nonsense-mediated decay; mRNA export from nucleus. Gene Ontology annotation, molecular function: protein binding; mRNA binding; RNA cap binding. The record is from RefSeq and is a predicted model, not a curated record. The coding region runs from base 151 to 2550 and encodes 799 amino acids.
UUCAACAUUCAAGAUCCCGAUCAGGCAACACUCCAAUACAUGUACGAGCAAUAGUUUGUUUCUUUCAUUCUUCUCAACAUCUUCUCGCCGCACUCUGAACUAACUAAUCGCUUCGUAGCAUCGUGCUAGAGCUGUGGAAAUACCCUGAAAAUGGCUGACAGAAGCAGGGGAAAGAGGAAGCGAUUCUUCGAUUCACAUGAAGACGAAGGAGGAGAGAGAAAACGAUCUCGAUCUGCCCCAGAGGAUGGAGAUACGAUACCGAUGAUCGAGAAUCGCUUGCAAUCGCUUAUCACCCGUGUUGGUGAAAAGAGUACAUCCUCACUGGAGAGUAAUCUGGAAACGCUGGCUGCAGUUGUUGAAGCUGACUUGCCCAGUUAUAAAUCCAGGAUUGUACGAAUCAUCUCAGACUGUGCCAAGGACCAGCCGGAAAAAGUAUGCAUUUACUCUACACUGCUUGGCCUUCUCAACUGCCGGGAUUUCAGAUUCGGUGGUGAGUGCGUGGAGAUGAUCUUUGAGAAUCUGAAACAAGCGCUGUACCACCAUAACUACAUCCUUGCCAAGAUCUUGACCCGCUUCCUGUCCGAUCUUGUCAACACACAUGUGGUGCAGCCGGCGGCAAUUCUCACCCUUUACGAUUCAUUGAUGUCCGUCACUCAGGAGCAUCACAUGCCGCAGGCUCGGUCAGAUGUGUUUGUGUCUAUUGUCCUGUGCUCUUUACCCUGGUCUGGAUCCGAGCUCACCGAGAGGAAAGGCCGCGACUUGGACCGCCUUUUUGAGAGCAUCGAGCAUUACAUGAGGCGACGUAACACCGGUAGGUAUAUUGAGAGCCUCAAGGUCUGGACAUCGACAACGAUACAGCAAGACGAUAGUCUUGACGUUUUGUGGAGUCAGGUUCAGUUCUUGAGAAGAUCAAACUGGCAGGAGAAGUACACAAUUCGCCCAUACUUAUCGUUUGCCGGUAAACUGGAUGAUGGCCUCCCGCAUACCUUACCUCAGAGUUUGCCUGUUCCUGCUCAUGAUGACGGAAUCCAAUAUCCACAGCAUGAAGUCGAUUUCAGGCUGUUCGAUGAUGAGGACGUCCCUCAGGAGGGUGCAAGACCUCUGCAUCGCAAUAGCAUUGAGCGUCACCUAACAGAAGAGUUGAUUCACAAUACGCUGCACAUGUAUCACAUUGAUCGCAAGGACUGUGCCACUCGCCUCAUGAAUCUGCAGCUGAAAACGAAAGUUCCGCUGGAGUACAUGAUAGUAGAGGCCGUGUUCGCCCAGCUGUUCCACCUUCCCAGUUCUCCGCACUUGCCACUCUUCUACAGCUGUCUGCUGGUGGAGCUCUGCAAGCUCAGUCCACAGUCAUUCCCGCAAGUCCUUGCACAAGCAACAGUACUUCUCUACGGACGUCUAGACACCAUGAAUGUCACGUGUAUGGACCGGUUCUCUACCUGGUUCAGCUACCAUCUCAGCAACUUCCAGUACCGGUGGAGCUGGGAAGACUGGAAGGAUGUUGUGGAAAUGGACGAAAGUGAGCCGAAGCGCUUGUUUGUCACUGACAUGCUGGAGAAGGUCGUGCGGUUCUCCUAUCGGGACCACCUUUUGGAUUUGCUGCCCGACGAAUUUGCCCCGUUGGUGCCGAUGGAGACGAUACCGCAGUAUCGGUAUGGCAGAGAAGCCUCCAGCCAAGCUUCGGACACUGCCCGUCAACUGGUCAAUGCCAUAAAGGACAAGGCAGACGCCUCUGCUCUGCAGAGCAUUCUAGACAAGCUCGACGGCACACCUGAGGCGGGUGAGAAGCUGGAGGUAUUUUCUCAAGUGAUGUUGCAAGUGGGCAGUCAGUCGUUCAGUCACAGCUACGGCGCCAUUGCCAGAUUGCGUCCAUUGCUGAAAGAGCUGAUCAGAACUGACGAGGAGCGUGCCAUUCUCCUGCGCAACGUCGGUGAAUUCUGGAUCAACCAUCACCAGCUGAUGACUGUCCUCAUUGAGAAGCUGAUCCGCGCUGGUGUGGCGGACUCAAAGGCGGCCAUCACAUUUCUUUUCUCGCCAUCAAUGCAGAAGAAUUUCUGCAGUUUCUUCCCAUGGGAAAUUCUGGAUCAGACAGUCAAGUCACUCAUCAUGUUAGCUGACAGACUACAUGAGAAGCUGGAUGCAGCACGCCAUGAACACUGGAAAUCCAAGGAAUCAGACAGCAGGAAUGCGCUAGAUAUGGUGUCCGACAAGACUCUGGGUCUUGAGAAGGAGGUCGACAAGCUGGUAGCAGAGGUGGAUGAGGCAAACGAGAACAUCAAGAAGCUCUUCCUGCUACUCUUUCAGCGCUUUGUCAUCAUUAUUCAGGAGCAUUUGGAAGAGAACAAGGGCAAGAAGUCUCUGUGGCUGAGGUGUUCUCUGGAGCGCCUGCAGCAGAUGCUGACCAGUCAUCGUGAUCAUGUUCAGAAGUACGUACGCUCGCUGGACAAUCUGAUCUUCACGGACGAAGUUGACCGCCGUAUACUGGCUGUGUACAAGCGCUGCAAGGUCAUCAUAGCGUGCCGCUACUACCACCGUGUGGCCCCGCAGACGUGAUGCGUUAGCUGCCACGCACCUGGGCCCCUCGCUUCCUUUCCCACCCAUCUUGCCAUCUUGCUGCCAACUGUUGUGUAUAGAGUUAUCUGCCAUAGGUACACCUACGCUGCCACCGUUGCCGCCGUCGUCGUCUCGUCGUCGACUUUUGAUAUGAUGUUUGACUAAACCGCCCUAGGUUCCGCCUCUCUGCUGCCUAUUCCUCUGCUGCGUGCCGUAGUGCGUGAUGAAGUUGGCCCUUCCUGCCUUGGCUUUUAAAAAUCAUGACAGCGGCCCGACGGCUGGUGCCGUGGCCAAGGUAGCCAUGACACGUGCGUCGGAAAAAGGAAAAAAACUCCUCUUCUUGAUGGCUUGUCUGGACAGUCUACAACCACGAAUCACUGUCAGUCCCAAUGAAAAAUAGAACAAUGUACCUCUGCUCCCAUGUUAGUUGACCGCCAGGUAGCCAGGUCUUGUCUACCCAGAACAGCAGCAGCAGCAGCAGUAGUAGUAGUUUCACUAUGUUUUGGCCAUGGUACCGGUAUGUGUGCAAGCUGGCUUCCACAGUAUACGUGUAUCUCUCACCACUGCAAGAUGUCCACGUCUGUGUACCACCGUGUGUACCACAGGCUGUUACGUACUGUAGGCAUGCUCAGUGCUGGCUGAUGUACAAUAUGUGAAAACUGAUAUAAAGUACGACACUAUUGUUUUGCCCGUGCAGCCGCGUGAUUGAGUAAUGGUUUGCCAGUUGGUGUGUUUGCUUGUUUCUUGCUCCACUCGCAGUACUCUGCUGUUAGCAGCUUUGCGGCCUUGUGAUUGUUUGUCCGUUUAUGACUUGCACUCUCCCCAUACAUCCUGGUGUUGAUCGCCUUGAUCCUUCCUCACUAGCAAGUUCUCUGCUGCGCUCUUGUAUUUUGUUGUGUACCGUAAUUUCCAGUAAAUUAGUUUUGCCAUGUUUGGACUAUGCUGCUCUGCUGUCUAGAUAUUGCUGUCAUCUACUUUGAUCUCUUAUGCUGGGCUUGCAAGCCUGCCUGAUUUCAGAGAGAGCUGUGCAACCAUUGACAGUUUUCAAGUAGCUCCACACAUGCUUGAACCAUUGGCAGUUUUCCAGGAGCUCGGCACAGGCUCUGAGCUUA